UACGAGGCGGAAGGCUGACGACUUGAGCCUCUGCGGGCUUGGAACUCUACUUUAUUGCAUCAAGACCUAGUGGGAGUAGGUUGCAGUCUUCAGAGAUCAGUCGCAGAUAAUGGCUUCCUUGCAAGGAAAAGUAAUCGCUGUCACCGGCGCGGCCAGUGGGAUUGGUCUUGCCACAGCACAAGUCCUGGCCACACGAGGUGCGAUUGUGGCCUUGGGAGAUAUCAACAAAGAUGCGGUGGAAUCUGCUGCGGCGUCCCUCCCCGGUGACAAGCAUAUCGCUUCCAAGGUGGAUGUGACUUCAAAUGAACAGGUCGAGGGGUGGAUCAAGGACAUUGUACAGCGGUUUGGAAAGCUCGAUGGCGCCGCCAAUGUUGCAGGCCUGGCGUUGAAGUCCGCUCCGUUCAUCGAGACGACUGAGGACCACUGGGAUUUGAUCAUGAACAUCAACGCAAAAGGCGUCUUCCUGUGCAUGCGAGCACAACUGAAAAACAUGACGGAAGGAGCAUCAAUUGUCAAUGUUGCCAGUGUUGGUGGUUUGAGCGGAGGCAGUGGAGCUUGCGCCUAUGUGGCUUCAAAGCAUGCGGUCGUUGGCUUGACGAAAACUGCCGCUCGAGAGGUGGGCCCUAAGAACAUCAGAGUCAAUGCCAUUGCCCCAGGAAUUAUCCAAACACCGUUGGUGGAAGGCCUCCAAAAAGCCUCAGGCCAAAGACUAGGGACAAACCAGCAAGCUUUGGACAGGCAAGCAGAUCCACAUGAGCCUGCUAACAUCAUUGCCUUCCUCCUGAGCGAUGAUGCAUCGUUUGUGACCGGAUCAGUCUACAGAGUUGAUGGAGGUUGGCUUUCUUGAAGUCAAGAGGGACUGAAUAUGCGAGAACUUCUGGCACAAACAAAUCAAACUCGCUGAACUUGACCGCUGAGGUGAGUUUGAAUAAAUAGGAGUGGUGCAACAGGUACAGAUAGAAGGAAUAGACGCG
Messenger RNA from Cladophialophora immunda, 974 nucleotides. RefSeq lists its product as uncharacterized. The transcript has 6 exons. Gene Ontology annotation, molecular function: oxidoreductase activity. The record is from RefSeq and is a predicted model, not a curated record. NCBI's taxonomy places the organism in Eukaryota, Fungi, Ascomycota, Eurotiomycetes, Chaetothyriales, Herpotrichiellaceae. Bases 110 to 847 code for a protein of 245 amino acids.